CACUGAGUCUUACGACAUGUUUACUGUCAUCCCAUCCAUAUAAAUGUACAAUGUACAGUGACCUAUAUGGAGUGCCGCCGUAAGGGGGGUGUAGUCAGGACGAUUCCAAGGGCUCCUGAGUGACAGGGGGCCUAAACAUUUUGGAAAAUAACUGGACAUGGGGGCCCAAUAUAAUAUGCCUUCAUGGGCCCAAAAUCUCUAGCAACGCCCCUGCCUAGAAGACUACAAUGCGACAAACAUACAAGAGUUUACGAAGCUUCUAGCACAGCGCAUUAAGACGUGGUAAACGACAAUGCAUUAAAUGCACGUGCUAUAAAUUACACGUAAGAGGGCUGGCAUAACCAGUACAAUGCUAAAAACGUAUACUAAUAUAGUACUAUCGGGGAAAAUGGGGUGUAGUGAACCUCAUACUGACUAAUAUCUUUUCGGUCGCUAAAAUAGAUAGAAAUGUUAUAAUAACAAGUUACGUGAUUUUAUUUAGUUUAAUUUUCACCCGUACGGGGAGCUCAAUUAAUUUAAUGAUUGGGUCUGAAAAGGAAGCUACAUCGUGGGCUAUUUGAGCGGCCGCCAGCGACAGCGGAUUAUGUGACCGCUGGUGUCAUGUGCGUGAAGCCCAUAGAGACGCAGUAUUACUUACAUACAUCAGUGGACUUUGGAGCCUGGACAGUAACGGCAGGUAAGGGAAGGGUGCGCCAUUCCGGGAGGCUGUGAGCUAGGGCGCAGCGGAGGCACGGAGAGCAGAGCGGAAUGGCAAAAUUUCUCACUCAAGAUCAAAUAAAUGAAUACAAGGAGUGUUUUUCGCUCUAUGACAAGAAGCGGAAGGGGAAGAUAGAAGCGAAGGACCUGAUUACGGUGAUGCGCUGCUUGGGAACCAGUCCCACCUUUAGCGAGGUGGAGCGACACCUGCAGAUCCACAAGAUAGAUAAGAACGGAGAACUAGAUUUUUCAACCUUCCUAACUAUGAUGCAUAGGCAGUCUCAGCAAGAAGACCCCAAAAACGAGAUUUUGGAGGCCAUGCGCAUGACAGACAAGCAGAAGAAGGGCUACAUCCUGGCUUCUGAGCUGAGGGCCAAGCUCACCGGCCUUGGAGAGAAGCUCACCAACAGGGAGGUGGAUGAGCUGUUCCGUGAAGCCAACGUGGGCCCCGAUGGCCGUGUGCACUACGAAGAGUUCACCAGGAUGGUCACACUGCCCCCUGUUGACUACUGAAGCAGAUGUAACUGGUUCCUGCUCCCCCCCCCCCCAAUACACACACACAAACACACACACAACAAAAAAAAACACUCACACAGUUUGAGAGGCCAGGCCGUCCACUGCUUAUGGCCCAUCUCAGUACAGUCCUGCUGUUCAUAUGUUUCCUUAGACGACAUGAUUAUUAUUCAGCAUAACUUCAUAGUAAAUAAAAUAUUUAUGUGACCAAUAAUGUUAGAUAUUGUUUGUCAUCGUUCUAUAUCUGUAAUUUUAUUGCUGUUCUGCAGAGUUGAGAGCUAUGGUUAGUUGUGUUAUGUUUCAUUAAUUCGUUUAAUAGUCGCUUCCAAAACCGGGGAGCCGUUCUGCGUUUCCUGCUCUCGUUUGAAGACAAUAUUUGCAGUUUGUUGGGUAGCGCCAUCUAGUGUCUGCUCUUUGUAUCUUAGUCGCUCACUCAUGGUAGAUCAUUUUUCACUUAGGUGUAAGAUGCAAAGUGAUUAUUUCCUUCGGUGUAUCUGUGUGCAGUUAGACUUUGAGGAGAGACGGGGAGAACAUGUAAACUCUACGUACGUAUCUAGGGUUGAAGCAACAGUGCCAGCCACUGCUCCGUCCCCAUUCUCCCGGACCGCAUUACCUAAUUCUGCUCGAGUCUGUUUUCUGUGCAAUGAAAAAAUGUGACUACUUCAUAAAUUGCAUCCUGCCGUAUAGGCUAAUUUGCGUAAUUUU
Molecule: messenger RNA, 1914 nt
Organism: Brienomyrus brachyistius
Lineage: Eukaryota; Metazoa; Chordata; Actinopteri; Osteoglossiformes; Mormyridae
Gene: calml4b
Product: calmodulin-like 4b
Exons: 5
Coding region: 748-1209 (153 amino acids)
Cellular component (GO): myosin II complex
Molecular function (GO): calcium ion binding
Source: RefSeq, a predicted model, not a curated record